This is a messenger RNA of Rotaria sp. Silwood2, 948 nucleotides long. The record is from the annotation of a GenBank genome assembly. NCBI's taxonomy places the organism in Eukaryota, Metazoa, Rotifera, Eurotatoria, Philodinida, Philodinidae.
AUGACUGAAUGGUCAACAAAAGGAAUUCCUAUUGUUGGUGCCGACAUGAAAUUCGGAUACGAUGAAUUCCAUUUAGGCUCCCCGUUUGGCUUAUUUGUUGAUGGUGAACGCGGCAAUAUUUAUGUUGCUGAUACUCACAAUCAUCGAGUUCAGAAGUUCAAUCUCAAAGCUAUUGGCAGUGCUGGAAUCACUGUCGCUGGUGGCAAUCGUGCGGGUAAUGGCACAAAUCAAUUAAAUAUGCCUUGGGUUGUUUAUGUCGAUAAAAAUGAAAAUGUAUACGUAGGAGAUACUGACAAUUCUCGUAUUCAAAUGUGGGCAAAAGGUGCGACUAGUGGUGUUACAGUGGCUGGGGGAAAUGGCAAAGGCACAGGUCUUAAUCAGAUAGGUGCUUGUCAGGGUCUUUUCGUUCAUGAAGAAACAAACGCAUUGUUCAUAUCGGAUUUUUACAAUGAUCGUAUUGUCAAAUGGAUUCCUGAGAAAGGUGAAGGUGUGAUCGUAGCAGGCACUGGUAUUAGUGGGUCCAAGGCAGAUCAAAUAAGUGGACCGCGUGGGAUUUUUAUUGAUCAAUGUGAAACAAUCUACAUCGCCGAUUUAUGGAAUAACCGAAUACAAAAAUGGAAGAAAGGUGCAACUGAAGGUUUUACUGUUGCUGGAGGUAAUGGAAAAGGCUCAGAUGCUAAUCAACUUAGUGAUCCUUGGGAUGUCGAAGUCGAUCAGUAUGGUAAUGUUUACGUAGCCGAUACUAGCAAUAAUCGAAUCAUGAAAUGGGCUCCAGAUGCGUCUAGUGGUGUAGUAAUAGCCGAUGGAAAAGAAUGGAUGACUGAUUCUGGAAAAUUCAGCGAGGUUCAUAGUAUAGGAUUGGACAAGGAAGGAAAUUUGUUUGUAAGCGAGAGAUUAAAUGAUCGACUUCAAAAAUUCAACAUAAUGCCAGAAACGAAUAGUUGUUGA